Pseudocercospora fijiensis CIRAD86 is the source of this 1083-nucleotide messenger RNA. RefSeq lists its product as uncharacterized. NCBI's taxonomy places the organism in Eukaryota, Fungi, Ascomycota, Dothideomycetes, Mycosphaerellales, Mycosphaerellaceae. Bases 1 to 1083 code for a protein of 360 amino acids. The record is from RefSeq and is a predicted model, not a curated record. The transcript has 3 exons.
AUGCCCAAGCAUCGCUCCAACUCCGAUCCAGACGAUCCGUACCUGCCCAGCGAUGACGAGGACUCGGAUCCUGAAGAUUUCAUCAUUCACUGGGGAGGAUUGACUUCUUCAGAGGCCAAAUCUUGGCGUGGCAAGAAAAUCAACCUCGACCUUCACACCAAGACCAUCAUCUUCAAGCACGCUGUCAGCAAGGGCUACAGCUCCAAGCGGCCUCCCACCGUGCACGAUCUUCUCGACCUCAUCUACACUGUCCAGCUGCCCAGACAAGGCCUCCGUGCCACCAAGAGAUUCGUCAAAUGUCUCGCAUCGUGGAUCUCCAGCAACAUUUCCCAGCACAACCUCGUCGGGCUUCUGUUCGAAGAGUGUGUUGGUAUCAAGCCGCCUGUGUACCGCGUCUGCAUCUCAUCAGCAUUGCUCGACGCAGUUCAAGACCCGGCAUUCUCGUACAACUUCAUCUUGGCCUUGCAGCGCUCCUCAGACUGUCCCAUUAUGCAAGCACACGCUCGUAACAAUCGUUCCAUGCAGCUCUUCGGUGGCCAACCCGAGCCGAGACCAGGCAUGGAGCAGACCGUCCGUGAUGUGAUGAGCCACAUGGUUGCUUCAGGUCAGAUCGCCUCGCCGACUCCAGCGACGAAAGCAUACCACACACCCUACCCUUCCCAUCCCGGCAUGCCACCAAUGUUUCACGCCGCUCCAUAUCCCCCAUACACCAGUGCUCAAGCCAUUUCUGGAAUGCCCAACCCACUCAACCCCGCUUUCCACCAAUAUGGUCCACCGAACACUGGAAUGUCCAACCAGCAGCACUCUCAGCCUCCGGGUCCGAUCUAUGGACCUCCGGAAUACCUUUACGAGAAGGACAGGGUCAACGCCAGUCAGAACCACAUUGCAUACGAGAAGUGGUUGGAGUACGUCAAAGUCAAGCUCGAGCAGCAUCGAAGCAUGAGAACUCCAGGAAGUGCUGUAUUGCCUGAUGACCUUCAAGACGCUAUCAACUUCAACAAUGGAGUUCGCGAUUUCUUCCCUCAACACGACUACAUCGGAUGGUUGAUUGAUCAUCCUGAGGCCAUGGCAGCGGCAUCUUGA